Messenger RNA from Uranotaenia lowii, 1164 nucleotides. RefSeq names its product alpha-(1,3)-fucosyltransferase C-like. Gene Ontology annotation, cellular component: membrane. The transcript is spliced from 3 exons. Bases 37 to 1164 code for a protein of 375 amino acids. Lineage: Eukaryota; Metazoa; Arthropoda; Insecta; Diptera; Culicidae. The record is from RefSeq and is a predicted model, not a curated record. Gene Ontology annotation, molecular function: alpha-(1->3)-fucosyltransferase activity.
GAAAUAAUUGAGAGCUUUGCCGGGUUGAAUGAAUGCAUGGUUGAGAAGUGCAUGUGUCUGAAAACAUCCUGCAGCCAUUACCGAAUGGUGGAAGACGAUCGGGAUAGAAAAAGUCUUCAGCUGAAUGAUAACAAAUAUAUUUUAUUGUACACCAAUUUUUGGCACUUUGAAAAUUGGAUGCUUCCGGCGGAAACUGUUGGUUCGGAUUAUUUCCGUAAUUACAACUGUCCGAUAAUGAAUUGUGUGGUAACCACGAAUCACAAACUUUUGGAGCGGCCAACUGACUACGAUGCCGUUGUGUUUCACGUUGGCGCUCAGUGGGAAUACUCGUGGUUUCAUAAAAUUCCCAGCACUCGCACCCCGCGACAGAUCUACGUGGCCGCAACUAUGGAACCUCCCCCGCACACGUUCCAUCUACUAGAAAAGGAUGAAAAUUUCUUCAAUUGGACCAUGGCCUAUCGAUCGGAUUCAGAUGUCCUAUGGACCUAUGCGGAAAUUUUGUCAGUGGAGACUGGUUUGAGGGUCAGCCAUUCAGAAAAUCCCCAAUGGCUGCCCUGGGAUCGUGCCUAUCGGAAUGAAUCUCUACUGCGGCUGACGAGAAGAAAAUCUAAAGUGGCCGUACAAUUUGCUUCACAUUGCAAUACAUUUUCCAAGCGACAGGAGUUUGUACAUCAGAUACAAAAAUAUAUUCAAGUGGACGUCUAUGGGAAAUGUGGAACAUUGGCAUGCCUCAAAUAUUCGAACCAGUGCUACGAUGUUCUUGAUACUGACUAUUGGUUCUAUUUCGCGUUCGAGAACUGCCUCUGCACUGAUUAUGUGACUGAAAAGUUGUACGGAUCUAUGAAGAAAUAUGUGGUUCCGGUGGUUUUCGGAGGUGCAGACUACCGGAAGUUUGCUCCGCCACAUUCCUACAUUGACGCACAGCAGUUCAGUAGCAUUUCUGAACUGGUCGAAUAUCUCCAGUAUCUCAUGGAUCAUCCGGAGGAGUACGUUAAGUACUUUUGGUGGAAGCAACAUUACCGAAUCGUUGAGGCCGAACCAUUUUGUGAUCUGUGCCAGAAACUGCAUAAUCUACCGGAUGGCGAGCGAAUCCAGCAUUAUCGAAACAUCAAAACCUGGUGGUUCGACGAAAUGUGCCAUCAAGAGCCCAAAAUAAGGUUCUAA